GUGCGGACAAGACCGCCUCCUGUACGAUGGUGGGCUUUGGCUGGCAUGGCUGUUCAGUAAAAAGAUAGGAAAGACGACGAGGAAAGUGCCCGCAACCGAGGGCCGUACUGAACCAAAUCGGGAAAGGCGGCUGUGGCCAACCGGAUCCUACGUCUUACCAAUGGCCCCCUUGCACUGCGCUUUCUUGCUUCAAGUUCAGCUAGAAUGCAAACAUACUUCGCCUUUCCAACUAUCCAGGUAAUCAAAAGCCAUCGUCAGACAUACGGGAGGUGAUUGUGAAGACAUUUCUUAGAAUAUCGAACUAGAAGCUUACCUAAUCCGGACCGCACUAAGACCUCCACGUGGACCUACUUAGUAGUUUUCCGUUCUUGCUCAAAGCAAGUUUGUGCUUAAGUGUGACACUAAACGAAGAAACAAGCUCGGUAAUUGUGUAGGCAGCAUUCAUCAUGGAGCGAGUGCAGUUCCAACAGGAGCAGAUGCUCGCUGAGCUGAAGGACCUUGUUCAGAAAGGUCUUUUCACACAAAAUGAGAUUAAGCAGAUCAUGAAGAAGCGCACCGCAUACGAAACUGCACUCGUACGUCGCGUAGCAAAGAAGAAUGAUUUCCUUCGUUACGCUGCCUACGAAAUGGGACUUGAAGCAUUGCGGCGAAAGCGUGUUGAACGUAUCAAGAUACCGAAAGGCCCGCCUACAAUAUCCGACUAUGCUCUUGUCCGGAGGCAGUUUCACAUCUUUGAGCGUGCACUCAAAAAGUUCAAGUCCGACAUCGGAUUGUGGAUACAGUAUAUUCAAGUGGCGAAGAAAGAGGGCGCACGAUCUCUCGUCGGACGUAUUACUGCCCGUGCGUUACAGCUGUUCCCAAAUGUACCAGCCUUUUACAUCCUCGCCGCCUCACACGAGCUCGAGUACCUCUCGCCCUCGGCUGCUCGAACUCUGCUUCAGCGCGGAAUCAGGUUGAAUGCUGAAAGCGUAGAAAUGUGGAGAGAAUAUGUAAAGAUGGAAAUGGGCUUCGUCGAGAGCAUGCGAAGACGGUGGAAUGUCCUAGGUAUCAUCGUUGAGGAUAAGGGUAAGGGUAAAGAGAGGGAACGAACUUCCCUUGACGAAGAGGAAGUAGAGCAGAUGGAGGUAGACGCGGCGGAGCCGGAAGGAGACGAAAGCGAGGCAGCCAGGAGGGAGAUUCUAAGUGGUGCUAUUGUGAAAUCCGUUAUCUCCAGCGCUGCGAAAGCACUACCAAAACCCGAGCUAUUCAUGUCAUUGCAUAAUGUCAUUUCAAAAUAUCCAUCACCCCUCUCUCUGCGAACAUCACUUCUAGACCAUCUGCACGACCUUUUGCAACAAAUCCUCCCACAUGACGCUCAAGCAAUCAAACUUACAGCCACUCGCUUCCUCACGCCUGAAGUAGAAGGUGCAGAAUUGGUAGACAGACUCAAGGAGGCAAAUGAAACCCUUUCCAGGGCCGUGAAGGACGCUAUCUCUAACGGACGUAGAGAGACCCGAGAAGAACGAGAAGCAUUGGACGCUUUGGCUCAAGUGUACGGAGAGUUCAUCAACGAAUGGUGUCGCAAAGAUGAACUAGAUCCUAGUUUGAAAGCCUACCUUCUUGGCUCGCUCCACAGCCUAAUUCAAUUCAGCAUUGAUUCUGAAAUCCCACUAUCAUCUCUUCUCUCGACACAUCUCGCUCUUCUCACAUACUUCUCCACUUUCAUAUCGAGUGGUGAUGUCCCACUUCUUCCUUCGCCGACGAAGAUCGUGAAACUCGCACGCAAGUAUACUUCACUUCCUGCAGUGCGGAGUUCCUACCACAUUUGGCUAGCACGGUUGGAAGCCGAGAAGCGGUUACUUGGCCCCGUGGGUGGGAAGGACGGAGAAGUCGAGAAGACGUGGAAAGAGGCGAGAGCGAAUGUGAGUGGAGAAGGUGUGAUUGAAGUUUGGAUAUGGGGUGUGAAUGUGACUGGUGAAGACGCGAAUAAGCAUGGAGAGGUGGAGGAAAGUGUGAAAGUUCUCGAGGUAUUAUCCGUUUCACGUUCGUCCAACAAAAAAAACACGUUCGUUGACUCUUUUUUUAUUUUAUAGUCUUUACUCGGGGAAAGUCUCCGGAUGCAGGACUCAUCCUCAUGGAAGACCGUACACGAAAAGCUUUUGGAGCACUAUGCCUCCCUCGUGAUUAAAAACACACUUGACUCCUCUUCUGAGGGAUCACAAGUGCCAAAACAACUCUCGCAAUUCAUCCAACGCAUCAAGUUAUCGUACAUUCCGACAUCACGCGUUUGGGAACAUAUGUUCUCUCUCACAUCUUCCCUCGCCUCCUCCACUGACACCAACGCCGUGUACCCCCUCCUGCAGCUCAUUCGCGCCAAUUGGCACGCGCUCGACAUUUCUUCUUCGAGUCUUACCUAUGCGACUUGGCUUUUGCAGAACGAUCGAGCUAAGGAGAGCGUGGAGGUGAUUAAAGGCGCGCUGAAGGCAUUGGAAGGUGGGGAAAGAGUCGAGUUUGAGACAAGCUGGCGGAAGGUAUUGGAUAAAUGUUCUUCUGGCGGACAAGAAGAUGAAGAUGAGCAGGUAGAGAAGGAUGAUGUCGCUAUAGACGUAGAUGUUAGUGCGUCUUCAUAAUUAAUGUGAAGGUUAGCCAUCGGGACUUGAAUGCAUGCAUAUGUACCCCUUCGCGUGUCAGCACUUCCGUUGCCAAAGUGUUUAAAAGGUCACCGGUUGAUUCUCAUCAAUACAACCAUCGUGAAGUU
Somion occarium is the source of this 2737-nucleotide messenger RNA. NCBI's taxonomy places the organism in Eukaryota, Fungi, Basidiomycota, Agaricomycetes, Polyporales, Cerrenaceae. The record is from the annotation of a GenBank genome assembly.